AUGUUGUCGAGAUUAAAUUUUCGCCAUAGUAAGAUAAAACACUACAUAUAAUAAAUUACAAUUAUUAUAUUGUAAAUGUUGCAUUUUAUAUCAUUUCAAUGUAACAUUUUUGCCAUUGUCAAAUAAUGUUAAUUAUUUCGUUACCAUUAUGUAAUAAUGAAAUAUUACUUGAAUGAUAUUUUGCUUCUAGAAGAUCAUAAUACAAAUUUAAUUUUUAAAUUUCAUUUCGUGCAAUAUGUUUGAAUUAAAUUGUAAAAUAUAUUCACAUUUGACACUUUGAAUCAUAACCAAAUUUUUAAAUUAUUCAAUUUCAAAUAGGCUGGUAGAAAAUAGUUUUGAACUUGUAGUUUUCCUAUUUCUAUCAUUUAUUUUGCAGUUCCUUCACAAUUAAAAGCUAUAGCUGCUUGUGGGAUUCAAACAAGUGCAGUUAAGUCAUCUAGUGAACCACGUCCAAAACGUCCUAUAGAGGCACCUCCAGUUAGGUUGGGAUUCAUUCCAGAUGAAUGGUUCCAACUCUUUUAUCCUAAAACUGGUGUAACAGGUCCAUAUGUGUUUUUAACAACUUUCAGUACAUAUUUAGUUUCCAAAGAAUGGUAUAUUCUGGAAGAUGAAUUUUAUACUGGAAUUUGUUUGCUUUCUUUAAUUUUAUAUGGUUCGUAUAAAAUUGGACCGAAGCUUGCAGCAUAUUUAGAUAAAGAAAUUGAAACUAUUGAGAAUGAUCUUAAUAGUAGUAAAGAAAACUCUAUAAAAGAAUGUAAUGCUACUAUUCAAGAUUUAGAAAAGAAAAAAUGGUCUGCAGAAAAGCAGUUGAUGAUCUAUGAUAUUAAAAAACAAAAUGUUUUAAUGCAGUUGGAAGCUAAUUAUAGAGAAAAUUUGGCAAUUGCUUACACAGAGGUUAAAAAGAUCCUUGAUUACCAUAGCCAAAUAGAUGGCAUAAAUCGCAGAAUUGCCCAGAAACACAUGGUUCAAUGGAUAACAAACAAUGUAUUAAAAGCUAUUACACCUGAGCUAGAAAAAGCUAAUCUUCUGCAGUGUAUCAAAGAUCUUGAAACUCUUUCAGCGAAAUCUUAA
Molecule: messenger RNA, 1071 nt
Organism: Heterotrigona itama
Lineage: Eukaryota; Metazoa; Arthropoda; Insecta; Hymenoptera; Apidae
Source: the annotation of a GenBank genome assembly